AUGUCGCGCGUACCACCUGAGGACUUCGACUAUCUAGACCACAUUGGCUGCUUCCAGCUACCUCAGCGAAAUUGCCUGGACGAGCUCGUUCGAGCGUAUUUUCUCUACCUCCAUCCACAUUUACCGUUGGUCGAUGAAGGCAAGUUCUGGGAGACAUACCUCAACCGUCAAUCUGUUGUUCACCUCACUUCUCGCGUGUCCCUAUUGGUUUUUGAAGCAAUGCUGCUGGUAGCAUGCAGCUUCGUAUCCUCCUCUACGAUUCAAGAUAUAGGCUUCCAAAGUGUGCGCGAGGUGCGCUCGGUGUAUUAUCGUCGCGUCAAGGCCUUGUAUGAUUUUGACAUCGAGAGAAGCGACCUGGCAAAGGCCCAAGGGGCAUUAUUAAUGACCUUCCAUGUGCCACUCAACAAGCCACAGAUAAAUACCUACUGGCUCGGCAUAGCCAUUCAGCUCGCCAGAGUGGAAGGCGCGGACCGAUACUCUACAUAUGAAGCUAGAGACUCCGCUAAACACAAUCAACUUAAACGAGUCUGGUGGUGUUGUAUAAUCCGCGACAGAACUAUGGCGUUAGGACUUCGCAGGCCGAUAUCUAUUUCUUCAGCAUCCUUCGAAGAAGCAUGGCCGCCGCUGACGGACGAUGAUUUUAAGAGCGAAAUCGGGCGAUCAUGGGUGGGCAGCGUUCCGGCGAAGAUGAAAUUGCUACAUUCAUUGUCAGCGCUGUGCAAGCUUUGUGCUGUGCUCACCGACAUUCUUCAAUUACUAUAUCCGACCAAUGGAGUUCAAGCCAUUGGAGAUCGUCUUGACUUUCUGAAGCGCAUUUACACGUGCACUGACGAGUUGCAUGAGUGGCAUGACGGAGUGGUGAGCAACAGCGGACUACAUGAUCAACACGACAAAAGCUUUAAUGUUGUCGUCCUCUUCACGAGUCUUCUCACCAUCUACUUCCAAUCCGCAAAAGCUGCACUGUGCAACUAUCGAAUCAGACUUACAUUGAACAAGCCUACGCAAUACAACUUUGAACGGCUGCAAACAAAGAACGAACUUCAGGCUUCCCUUCGCGGCAUUGCACAGUGCCUACGAGCGAUCAUCGAUGCUGGGAUGAUAACCUACUCUCCCGUUAGCAUGGUGGCUUUCCUCGCGCUGCCGUCAAUCUGCUACAACCUGGAUCUGAGCAGCCGUGCAAGCACGCAGAAAACCACCCACGGCCAUGGUGCCAAUAUAUACCAAGAUUUUCUGCGAGUGCUCCAAUUAAGAUAUGAAGGUACUGAUAGGGCCCUUAACAACAUGUCAAAAUUAGUGGGUCAUAUGAACCUAGAAGAUGCAACUUCGCCGUCAACUGCAAGAUCUAGAUCCGAACACACCCCAACAGGAUUGAAGGGGUUGAGCCGCCCCUCCGAGACAUCGGGUCCUGCCAAGAGCGCGAGCGGAUUGGAUAUCGUGACCUCUGACCCGCAAAAGUACAUUCAGAUGAGCGACACGCUGGAUUUCUUUCUGUCCCGUGGUCGGUUCCCUACGAAAUACGAUAAUCCACCAGAUCUUCUCUCAUCAUCGGACGAAGCUGAUGGGUCACCUAGCCCAAGUUUAAUGAACGACUUGAUAGCCGGUAGAGAGAGAGACACUGUGAGAAAGACCCACAAUCAGGCUGGCCCUGCGGAAUUGUCCAGUCGGCCUGGCAUUGGAGACCCCGCCUGGGCAGCCUCAUCCAUAGAAUCGAAUGACUUGAUGGCAUCAAGCGAGUUGGUGACAGGCAGUGCAGAGCUUUCCGCCAUGCUUACGGAUGAUCCCUUUGGCCAAGCUGUCACCAAUCCGGACGGAUUCUCUUUCGAAGACUUCAUGACCGACGGACCAAAUUCGGGAAUCGAGCGAUUGCAGAACAUGCUUUAUACAUAUCCUGAUUGGCCGUGA
Messenger RNA from Cladophialophora psammophila CBS 110553, 1902 nucleotides. RefSeq lists its product as uncharacterized. NCBI's taxonomy places the organism in Eukaryota, Fungi, Ascomycota, Eurotiomycetes, Chaetothyriales, Herpotrichiellaceae. The coding region runs from base 1 to 1902 and encodes 633 amino acids. Gene Ontology annotation, biological process: DNA-templated transcription. The transcript is spliced from 5 exons. The record is from RefSeq and is a predicted model, not a curated record. Gene Ontology annotation, molecular function: DNA binding; zinc ion binding.